AUGCCAGAUAGCACAUUGGUCCUGGAGUUGCUUAGGCACAGGGGUGGGGGUGGAGAAGAGCAGACCUCGUUCCCUCCUCAGGAUGAAACCCUGGUCUCUUGCUCCCUUCGGGCUCUGCCCAAUGCCCACUUCUCCUUCCCUGUGAGAUUCCAAGGUAUGUAUUACCAGGUGCAGGGCAGGCUGCGGCCCCACGUUCGUGAAUUCCUGGAGAUCCUGAGUCAGUUCUUCCAGAUCAUUAUCUUCACCACAGCUAAAAGGGACUAUGCAGAACCAAUCGCAGAUCUUCUGGAUCCCCACAAGAAGCUGAUUAGGGGCCGCCUUUUCCAGGAUGACUGCGUCUGCCUCCAGGGUCACUAUGUGAAGAACCUGAAGGUGCUAGGACAGGACCUGGCCCGGACAGUGGUCCUGACUGAUUCCCUCCAGGCCUUCCCCUACCAGAUGGACAACCAGCUCCUGAUUCCCCGAUGGCAAGGGGAGAGCGAGGACCGGGAGCUGCCUAAGCUUCUGCCUUUCCUAGAACGUCUAAGUCACUUGGAUGAUGUCCGACCAGAGCUUUGGAGCCUCCACCCCACCCUGAGCACAGAGGAGUGAAGCAGGCCUCCCUUCCCUGAAAAGGUAGAUGCUGAGCCCUGGGGGCUUUCAGUGGUCUGGGAGAGCAACAGGAUCUCCCAGAGAGAGGGCAUCGGUUGCGUUUCAUGUAUGAAGAGACAGAGAAACUUUAAUAAAAUGAUUUUACCGCUCCGGUGGCUGAGGUGGACAAAGAGCCUAUGGCAGAGGAGAGAAUUCUCUGGGCUUCCUGGGUGCAGAGCAGCCAUAAUAAUAGUAACAAAUGUUUUACAUGCAUGAUCUCACUUAAGCCUGGCCCCACCAGGAGCAGUAGGUUUCAACUAUCCAUUUUACUGAAGAGGACAUUGCAUUUUGGAGAGUAACCUCCUUGCCCCUUCAAGUAUCAAAGGGGAUUUGAAUGGAUGUUUUCCUGACUCCCAAGCCAUCACUCUAUCCAGUAUGCCACUUUGCCAGGGCAGGCGCCAUAGAGUCAGUCCAUAAACAUUCAUUAAGUACCUACUAUGUGCUAGGUUCUGUGCUAAGCAAUGGGGAUAUAAAUGUGAUGAAUGAAAAACCCCAAGAGAAAGUUUCUGCUUUAAAUACCUUUGUAAUAGGAAAUGCCCUUGAUGAAUGAAAAUAACCCUGAUUGGUGGACAUUUAAUAAGGAGGUUGGCUAGGAGUCUUCAGCUCCUCCGGCUUGACACUGAGACUCAGCUGCUGCCAGAAAUCUGGAUAGGGGAAGCCAUCUCCACCUGGACUACUCUGGCUGGUUUUCUCCUCCUCAAGCUGGGUCACCCUAAACUCUGCUGGAGGGGUACAGGGAGAGGCGCUCAUUUCCCAGAAUGGAUUCUGUUUACAAUUUAAGCAGAUGUUAGGACUCCUAGAUGGGUGGGGUCCCAUGGGUCCUGCAGGGUCCAGCCGAAGAUUGAAGAGCCUUUUUCUUGAGAGCUGGAACAAAUAUCUCAUAGAUCAGUCUUGUCCUUCAGAGACUAGCUUUCUACAGGGGCUGGGCCUUGAAUGAAGAAAUAAAGGAGAAAAGCCUGGAUUCCCACUUAAUAAUUAGUCAUUAACAUAAUAUAGCAAAAUAAUUUCUCUCACAAAGAAAGGCAAAAGUCCCUACCUUGAGGAUCUCACACUCUAAUGGAGGAGGUGAGACCUGAGGCUCUGACAUAAACGCACAGCCCUUAGCAUCCUAUGCUUUAGUAUCUUUUCUCCUCUGGGGCUCAGUGGUCUUAGAUUAUUUUUUAAAUGGUAUU
Molecule: messenger RNA, 1802 nt
Organism: Trichosurus vulpecula (common brushtail)
Lineage: Eukaryota; Metazoa; Chordata; Mammalia; Diprotodontia; Phalangeridae
Product: CTD small phosphatase-like protein 2-A
Exons: 8
Coding region: 1-591 (196 amino acids)
Molecular function (GO): phosphoprotein phosphatase activity
Source: RefSeq, a predicted model, not a curated record